CUUGAGAGGUCUCACUCUUCCUUUCGUCAGUCGCUCUUUUCGAUUCCUGACCCGGAUCACCGAUCCAUUACGUUCGUUUAUCAAGCAUUCAAUUCGAAGCCUUUGUUUUACAUUGAUUGUCCCUCUUUCAACUGAUCGUCACCCCUGAUCUCCGCAAUUGAUCAACAUGCGUCCGCAAACCGUCCGAUCUCUCGCGCUUCUCGGUGGCUUCUCUUUCGCAGCAGCCAAUGAUAUUGUCUCUCUCAUCCUUCCCGCGGCAGAUGAGCAAGAGCUUGUCGGCGAAGUUAUCGGCAGCGCCGGACCAACCACCACCUACCGGAUUUCCUGCCCCGAUACUGUCGACGAAGAUGAGUGUGGCAUGCCUACGAGCGGCUUAACUGUCGCCGCGGCGCCUACAGCAUUCGUCUAUGAAUAUUCGUACGAAGACUACUACCUCAGAGAAAGCUGCAAGCACAGCGGCACCACUUGGUUCUCCUGCCUGGUGACGAACACGCAGUCUGACUUCUCCUUUGUCACAAGCACCACCAUUGACGAGGUCCUGCCUUACAUGGCUGUCACUAUCACCUCAACUGCUGCAGGCGCAGACGCAGAGGCCACCAGUUCAGCAACCUCUACUUCCACAAAGGCUUCGGACGCUGACGCUGACGCCGAAACUAAGACUAACUCGGAAUCUCUAUCAACUACCCUCUCUGGAUCCGCUUCUGUCACCGCGGCUUCCUCCGAGUCCCCGUCAAGCAGCACAGCUGCGGCCGAUCCUGAGGAAACUACCUCCGAUAAUGCAGCCAUGCCUCAAGUCACUGGAUCUGCUGCCCAGUGGAUUGUCAGUGGUGCCGGUAUGGCGUUGGCUUUGGCUCUGGCGUAAGCCCAGCCUAGGCACAUCUAGAAACUGGUAAUAAUUACCUUGAUCAUGUCUAUAACUACGAUCUUGCAUGGGAGAUAUCUUGGAUGAAUGUGAUAUGUAUCC
Molecule: messenger RNA, 964 nt
Organism: Aspergillus nidulans FGSC A4
Lineage: Eukaryota; Fungi; Ascomycota; Eurotiomycetes; Eurotiales; Aspergillaceae
Product: putative GPI anchored glycoprotein
Exons: 3
Coding region: 167-862 (231 amino acids)
Source: RefSeq, a predicted model, not a curated record